Messenger RNA from Mugil cephalus (flathead mullet), 927 nucleotides. RefSeq names its product olfactory receptor 10K1-like. The transcript has a single exon. NCBI's taxonomy places the organism in Eukaryota, Metazoa, Chordata, Actinopteri, Mugiliformes, Mugilidae. The record is from RefSeq and is a predicted model, not a curated record. Bases 1 to 927 code for a protein of 308 amino acids. Gene Ontology annotation, molecular function: G protein-coupled receptor activity; olfactory receptor activity. Gene Ontology annotation, cellular component: membrane. Gene Ontology annotation, biological process: G protein-coupled receptor signaling pathway.
AUGAAUCCUGACAGGAAUGUGACAUAUAUAACUCUUGCUGGUCAUGUAGAAGUGGACAAAUACAGAUAUCUUUAUUUUGUGAUCAUGUCUGCAGCAUACGCUGUGAUACUCUGCACCAAUGUCACUAUUGUGUCUCUCAUCGUGAUUCACAAAAACCUCCAUGAGCCGAUGUACGUUUUCAUUGCUGCUCUGUUGAUGAACUCUGUUUUUCUCAGCACUGCGAUCUACCCAAAGCUCCUGAUUGACUUCCUAUCUAAGAAACAGGUCAUAACUUAUCAAGCUUGUCUCUUUCAGGUCUUUUUAUUUUACGCUUUUAGUAGUUCUGAAUUCUUACUGUUGGCAGCCAUGUCCUAUGACAGAUAUGUGUCUAUAUGUAAACCUCUGCAAUAUUCAAUGAUCAUGAAAAAGACAACAGUAACAACAUUUCUGUUUUUUGCCUGGCUUCUACCUGCUUGUCAGGUUUCGGUGCCAGUUAUAGGUAAUGCAAACACAAAGCUCUGUAAAUUUAGUUUGAACGGUAUUUUUUGUAACAAUUUAGUGAACUUUCUUCACUGUGUGAGUUCCAGAGCGCUAUCUAUAUAUGGAUUAAUUGUUAUGUUUAAUGUUGCACUCUUUCCUCUGCUCUUUAUCAUUUUCACAUACACAAGAAUACUUGUUAUAGCUCAUCAGAGUUGUAGAGAAGUCAGGAAGAAGGCUGCACAGACCUGUUUACCUCACCUGCUGGUUCUAAUCAACCACUCCUGUUUGUUUACUUUUGAUAUGGUUAUAAUUAGACUGGAAUCAGAUUUUCCAAAAACUGCACGUUUUAUAAUGACACUGCAAAUCGUGACUUUAAAUUCUCUCUGCAACCCAAUUGUAUACGGACUGAAAAUGAAGGAAAUCUCUAAACACCUCAGAAAGUUGUUUUGUCGGCGAAAAGUGAACUAA